Molecule: messenger RNA, 527 nt
Organism: Solanum verrucosum
Lineage: Eukaryota; Viridiplantae; Streptophyta; Magnoliopsida; Solanales; Solanaceae
Exons: 4
Coding region: 57-527 (156 amino acids)
Biological process (GO): intracellular protein transport; endoplasmic reticulum to Golgi vesicle-mediated transport
Cellular component (GO): endoplasmic reticulum; endoplasmic reticulum membrane
Source: RefSeq, a predicted model, not a curated record
CCAGCGAAGGAACCGACGAAGAAGAAAAGAAAAAAAUACACUAAAAAAGAGCAAAAAUGGCGUUGCAAUGGAUGAUAUUAACGUACGUGGUAGCAGCAGAGGCAGCAAUAGCUAUUCUGCUAACAUUGCCAACUCCUAAAGCUCUCAAAUCUCGUUUUGUUUCUCUAAUUUCACUCGCCCUUCAACCCUCUCUUUUCGUCGUCCCUUUCUCUGCUUUUCAGCUCCUCGAUAUUUAUUGGAAAAAUGAGCAUCGAUUGAUGUGUACGGGCGAGAUUUGCACUGCUUCGGAGAGGGACCGCUACGAGAAAUCGGCAGACAAGCUUCCAAACAAAAAAAAGAAGGGAAAGUCUGUCCGACAGAUCUUGAAAGCAGAUGUGCUCCUGCUCGAGGAGCCAUGGUUAGCUGUUAAUCACGCUCUGGUCACAUGGCCAUGCUUCAUCAACCAGACUUGGUUUCCUGUCUCCUUAGAAAUCAAGGAUACAGUGGUACGAGCCUAUAGAACAGAUCCUGUUCAAGUAAGGUCGUGA